UCCCCUCCCCCCCUCGCAGGACCGCAACCAGGCGGCCAUGACGGUGCUGAACGGCCAUGUGGUGGUGUGCCUGUUCGCGGACCCCGACUCGCCGCUGAUUGGCCUGAGGAACCUCGUGAUGCCUCUCAGGGCCUCCAAUUUCCACUACCACGAGCUCAAACACGUGGUCAUCGUGGGCUCCGUCGACUACAUCAGACGCGAGUGGAAGAUGUUGCAGAAUCUGCCCAAGAUCUCCGUUCUCAAUGGGUCGCCGUUGAGUCGAGCAGAUCUGAGAGCAGUCAAUGUUAACCUGUGCGACAUGUGUGUAAUCCUGAGCGCGAAGGUCCCCAGCAACGAUGACCCGACCUUAGCUGACAAGGAAGCCAUCCUCGCCUCCCUCAACAUCAAGGCCAUGACCUUCGAUGACACCAUUGGGGUCCUUAAUCAGAAUCCCAGUACGGGUGGCGACACCCUGAGUCCACUAGGCUCCCCCAUAGUGCUGCAGAGACGUGGCUCCGUGUAUGGUGCCAAUGUCCCCAUGAUCACGGAGCUCAUCAAUGACAGCAACGUUCAGUUCCUCGACCAAGAUGACGACGAUGACCCAGACACCGAGCUCUAUCUGACGCAGCCGUUCGCCUGCGGUACAGCCUUUGCUGUGUCUGUCUUGGACUCCCUCAUGUCUACGACCUAUUUCAACCAGAACGCUCUUACGCUCAUUCGCUCACUCAUCACUGGAGGAGCAACGCCAGAACUAGAGCUGAUCCUGGCAGAGGGUGCGGGACUGCGGGGAGGAUACAGCACGCCCGAGACACUUGCCAACCGCGACCGCUGUCAGGUGGGGCAGAUCUCCCUCUACGACGGUCCUCUUGGCCAGUUCGGGGAAAGCGGGAUUUACGGAGACCUCUUCUGCGCGGCCCUGAGGAACUAUGGCAUGCUAUGUAUUGGUCUCUACAGAACACUCCGUAUGAGUCCUCAAUCUGGCGUUGGUUUGGACUGCAGAUUCCGCGACACCUCAAGCUCGUGUGACGCGUCGUCCAAGCGGUAUGUGAUAACCAACCCACCAGAUGACUUCAAGUUGCUGCCCACCGACCAGGUCUUCGUUCUGAUGCAGUUCGACCCAGGCCUGGAGUACAAGCCUAACCGGGGAGACAUGGCCAAGGAUGACAACUCCUGACUCCUCCUCUGUAGCGCCCUCACUGACGGACCCUACUCCUACAUCUGAAAGAGUCCAGCGCUGCACCCACACCACACCAACACACCACACACCACCCGCUCAUCACACGCUGCCACCCACCGCCCGCCAACUGUGCCCGCCCGUGAGUGCAGCAGCGGAUGGUAGCGGCCACGUGCUGUGCCUCAGCCGUCCUCCCCAGUACAGUAUUUCCCUCCCCAGAUCUCCUGCUCUUCCUCUCUACUACCUUCCUUCUCACUUCCUCUGCUUCCUUCCCCUCACUCCCUCCCCCAGUACUAUCCACGCCCCAUUGUAGCCACCCCACAUCCUCCCCGUAUAACUUCUUGUGGGUUUUUGGUCUGUUGUGUUCCGUAAGGUCCCAGCACAAGAAGAGGUGCCAGACAGACACCUCGCAUCAUGAGCAGGUGGCCCCAUGUGUGCUUUGUCACCCUAAGUUCAUAUAUGUUCGAGCUGUUCUGUGUAUACUUCUUUUGGUUGCAGGAAUGAACUAACAAAAACACCUCAUUUUAUCUUCAGUCUUUGGCAUCUUUGAAUUAUAUGUAUAUCGAUGUCCUGAAUGAGUAUUUUUUGUGUAUUAUUCUUGACUUUUGUGUGGGAUCGCGGACUUUUGAGAUAGGGAAAAAUUCACAGUUGAAAUAGAAUGUUCCAGCUAUGCAAGUUGCUACCUUGACUCACUCGCUAGUGCCCCAGGUGGUAGGGCGUAGCUCCAUUGUCAGACCCGAGUUUAGUGUUCCGUUGUCAGCCUGCACAUGCCCGGCUCACAGACACACCGGCUUUUUAAAGCCGAUCCUGUCAAGUCUCACCUGCAGCAAGUGCUCAUGUAUUCAGGGUCCUUCAGACUUUCCCGGACGCCUGCCACACACCUGGUAACUCAAGGAUCUCAACGCAAGUGAGUGUCUGCUGAGGAACGAGCUGGGUGGCAGGGACGUGUGGGUUAGUCUGAGAGUGAGGAUGCUACAAUAGAAUGCUAAUUUUUUUAGCAGAUCUUGUUGAUGAUGUAUUAUCUUUCUGUACUCUGUGCAAAACUUUUUAGAUAGCAAAAGUGGUGUUAUUACUUCUGUCACCUUUUCUCUUGCUGUCUUAUGCUCUUCAUUGUGUUUUCAUAAUGUAAAAUUUUGUUUUUAAGUAUUAUGGAAUAAGAAGUUAUAGAUGAUAAUUUCCUCUUCUAAGCACUCAUAAUUUCAUGUAUAACCAGAGUAUCAAAAACUUCUGGCACAGAGGACAACCACGUUUUCACAAGCACCGUCUAGCCAGGGAUAGUUGUUCAGCAAGACUUAGGUCCAGACAUGUGUUUACAUGCGACUUGUUUAGAGAAGAGUUUGAAUAAAAUAUUGAGUGUUA
Penaeus vannamei (Pacific white shrimp) is the source of this 2512-nucleotide messenger RNA. The record is from RefSeq and is a predicted model, not a curated record. NCBI's taxonomy places the organism in Eukaryota, Metazoa, Arthropoda, Malacostraca, Decapoda, Penaeidae.